UGCGCAUGCGCGCUCUGAUAUGAAUAACUACAGCGGCAGCCGUCCUACAAAGUUAAGACAGUAAAGCUGGAUAACGAGUAUGCCCUUUGUUGAGUGGUUUUCUGCUGAGACAUCAUCCAAAUCAGGGAUGUAUUAAUUAUUGUCAGGGGAUUUUAGAUAUGAGGUCCAGUCAGAGGUAAAAGAAGUUGGCAGACAUAUUUAGUUGACAUAAUUCGUCUUUCUCGCCUGCGCAACGCGCAUACGCGUCACCACAACGAUCUGGAUUUAGCUGUGAUUAAUACAUCUUACAUCUUUCAUCUUAAAUGGAUGACAUGGACAUGAUUGUGAACGAGAAGAUCUCCUGUAAGUCCUGAUUGUGUGGAACAGUUUCCGUCCUUCUUUGAUCCAUGGAGACUGUGGGCAGCUUCGAGUUCAGCAGGAAGGACCUUAUCGGUCACGGUGCGUUCGCUGUGGUGUUCAAGGGGAGACAUAAAGAGAAGCGCGAUUGUGAAGUUGCAAUAAAGUGCAUCAACAAGAAGAAUCUGGCCAAAUCCCAAGUCCUCCUCGGGAAAGAAAUUAAGAUCCUGAAGGAACUCAAACAUGAAAACAUCGUCGGUCUACUCGACUAUCAGGAGAUUGGGGGAUGUGUUUAUCUCGUCAUGGAGUACUGCAACGGAGGCGACCUGGCUGAAUACCUGCAUGCUCGGCGUACCCUGAGCGAGGACACCAUCCGCGUGUUCCUGCAGCAGAUCUCCAGGGCUAUGAAGAUCCUGCAGAGCAGAGGCAUCAUCCACCGGGACCUGAAGCCCCAGAACAUCCUGCUCUGCUCCCCCCCCGGCCGCCGCAUCAGUCCCAGCAACACCUGCCUCAAAAUCGCUGACUUUGGGUUUGCUCGCCAUCUCCAGACUAACACGAUGGCGGCCACCCUCUGUGGCUCUCCCAUGUACAUGGCCCCGGAGGUCAUCAUGUCCCAGAACUACGAUGCCAGGGCUGACCUCUGGAGCAUCGGCACAGUAGUGUACCAGUGUCUGACUGGGAAAGCACCCUUCUACGCCAGCACCCCCCAGGAGCUCCGGCUCUUCUACGAAAGCAACGGGAAUCUGCUCCCCAGUAUCCCACGGGAGACCUCCGUCCACCUCCGCCAUCUGCUCCUCGGCCUCCUGCAGAGGAACCACAAGGAUCGGAUGACCUUCGACGAGUUCUUCAGCCACCCCUUCCUGGAAUCAAGUCAAACUCCAAAGAAAUCUUCUCCGGUUCCCAUGAUCCCGUCCUACCCCAGCUUUGGGUCUGGUUCUGCUAGCUCUUCCAGCGGCUCCUCCAUCUCCAACCAGCCCUCCCCUCAAUAUCAUUCCGAUGAGGAGAUGACUCCACCUCAGCACAAAACCCGGAACAAGCAUCGGCCCCCGGCCCACAGGGCAGUGGACCACCCUCGGCCAAUGGCGCCCCCCCUUCAGGGCAGGAAGGACGACUCAUCCUACGGGGAGGACUAUGUUAUGGUGCCGGCCCAGUUUCCCAGUGAAUCCACUGAAGUGGGAGAUGGUUCCCCCUAUGAGGGCUGCCUCAUAUACAGGGGGACUUCCCCCUCUUCAUCGCCGCAGUCUCCAGCUAAACCCACCAGCAGGACUGUGGGGUUUAACUGCAGCAACUACCAGCAGUCAGUGGCCGUUCCCGUCCCCACUCAGAUCCACAACUACCAGCGCAUGGAGCAAAACCUCCAGCCUGCGGGCCUACAUGGAUCCACGAGGGCUAUGCUCUGUGCUGGGGGCAGCAGCAGACUCUCCACAGGAGAGUGCAGGUCUGGCGGGGCUCAGCCACGUCGAGGCUCCCCACUGUCCUCCUCCCCGCGGCUCCAGGCUGGAGCCGCUUCACCUGGUCGCUUUUCUACACAAGUAGGGUGCUCCCCCGGGACCCCAGAGCAGGCCUGCCCUCUGAGCUCCAGGACGCCAGCUGACCCCAGACCCCAGUACAGCCUCCCCUGCAGGGAUAUCAACACGGCGGCCCCCCAGAGCCUCAAGGUAUGGACGGCUCCGAACCUGCCAACCCAUGGCCCCUCUUCCACCCCUCGGACAAAGCCAGCAUGGCCGCAGGAGAACACCAACAGCCCCUUAAAGCGGUCAUGGAGUACAGGCAGGAUAUCUGAUAUGCUGCUGAAGGCUGCCUUUGGAACUCAGCUCCUGCAGGGAGAGCUUCACGACAGCCCGCUUUCUGAGAAGAGCGUUGACAUAGCAGGGACCAGGGAUAAGGCUGUUGCAGCCUCACCUAGUGGGUGUCUGAGAACUGCAGGAGGGCUGUCAGUCAGUCCUGCGGUUGUGGCGUUUGCUGACUCUCCAUCCAUAGGAAACACCCCUCCUCGGAUAUUCUCUGAAAGCCCCAGCUUCAUGAGUACAGCCUGGCUCUUCGGCAGCCAUCUUCACAGGAGAGCCCACCGAGAAAGUGACGUUGAGGUCAUGGACGGGGUCCAAGAGAGCACCCUGGAUUUCCACCCUCCUGAGCUCCCAGACGACACGCUGAUGGAGCAGGCACAUACAAAUGCUCUAAUGGAGCUCCGCUUCACACUGGCCUUUGUCCACUGUGUAAUGGAGGUGGCAUUCUCCAAAGACCAAGUCCUGGAGGCCAGCAGCAGCCCUGACGUAUCCUUCCUGCAGCAAAGCCUGGUGACGGAUCAGAUCAGUCUCCUCAGCAGAGAGUGGAGCCACGCAGAGCAGCUGCUGUUGUACAUGAAGUGUGAGGAGUUCCUGUCCUCCGCACUGCGCGCCGCUAAAGAGGACAUCAAAGAAGGCCGCCUACUGCCCUCUGUCACUGUGAAGCAGCUGAUCAGGAAACUGAACGAGUUGUACAAGGCCUGCGUGACGUAUUGCCGCUCGCUCAACGACCGGCUGCAGAGCUUUCUGCAGGACAAGCAGAGACUGAUGGACCGCUUCAAUGGCAUCGUAGCAGAGAAACUUAUUUACAACCACGCAGUGCAAAUGGUGCAGUCCGCGGCCCUGGAUGAGAUGUUCCACUGUAGCACGGCAUCCAUCCAGCGGUACCAUAAGGGCCUCCUGCUGAUGGAGGGCCUGUCCCGUGUUGUCACGGAGAAACGCGACGCUGAGAGCGUUGACAAAUGUAAGCAGUGCAUCGAGCGACGUCUUGCUUCUCUCCACAGCUUACAGCAUGCUAGCUAUCUUUAGUGGUGACAACAAGGCCUUCGUUCUUCCGUCACCCAUCUGGCUAAGAGGCAGAUGAGCACCAGACUGUUGAUACACAAAAGCACUUUGAUGUCCCGCACACAGGGGAAACGACCACUUAAGCUUCAGCUCGUCCAUUGGCGCCCAGCCUGACUGUUGGGCAUCUUGAAAAUGACUGUUUUAGCACAUCUACAGAGACGCAACGUGUUAAGUUCCCAUUGUAUACGCUCUGGGCUGACCGAAUUUUUUUCCGGCUUAAAAAUUGUGUUUGUUUUUGUACAACAUUUUGCACAGAGAAUAAUUACAGCCAGCAAUGUGUUUUAAUGAUUUGUUUUAUUACUUGAAAAAUGCCUUAAACAGUGGUUGGUUUUGCGUGUAUUGAACUUUAUGAAGUACUGUAUUGAUCUACGAGCAAAUAAGAGUCUGAUUAUUCAGACCAAAUAUUGCCAAGGUGUAGCCAAGCUACUCAUACAGUGCUUAACUGGUUUAUGUUUCUUUCUAUAACAAGUGAUAAGAUGCAAUAGGAAAAUGAAAGUGUAAAAACAUGUAGUUGUUCAUCUGCAAGGUUCUGAGAAUUAUAAGGCUUGGCUUUUAUUACCAUGAAAGUAAUGCUGUAUUUUGGCAAAAUAGGAUGUCUGGUUACCCUACGUACGGGAAACCUGUUUGAUUCCUACCUGUUUCACUGUUUAAUAGCGGCCCAAAUUGGUGGGCGCCAUCCUGGUUAUUUCUCUGCGUGAGAAAUACGAAGUGUGGGGUGUGAGCGUGUGCAUGGGUUGAAUUGCGUGUGUCUCACGCUGAAGGCGUGAGACUUGAGAGCCCUGAUUACAACAAUGCAUGGUAAUUGGUGUUGGAGUGUUUUUGAAGUUAGUGUUGUGUGUUUUAUGAAUGACAUAUUCAACAGAAAUAUCUACAUCUUUGCUGCCAUUUGUCCAAUUAAUGUAUAAUUUGGAUACAUAAGAAUAUGUAUAAUGUCAUUAAAGGAAAUACACCUCA
Molecule: messenger RNA, 4139 nt
Organism: Gadus macrocephalus (Pacific cod)
Lineage: Eukaryota; Metazoa; Chordata; Actinopteri; Gadiformes; Gadidae
Gene: ulk1a
Product: unc-51 like autophagy activating kinase 1a
Exons: 27
Coding region: 387-3149 (920 amino acids)
Biological process (GO): axon extension; autophagosome organization; protein autophosphorylation
Cellular component (GO): cytoplasm; autophagosome
Molecular function (GO): ATP binding; protein serine/threonine kinase activity
Source: RefSeq, a predicted model, not a curated record